Pelobates cultripes (western spadefoot toad) is the source of this 172-nucleotide messenger RNA. The record is from the annotation of a GenBank genome assembly. NCBI's taxonomy places the organism in Eukaryota, Metazoa, Chordata, Amphibia, Anura, Pelobatidae.
AUGUUGGGCAGGAAAACUCAAGAACUCAAGAGAAAACUCAGAGGCUCAGAGAUAUCAUCUGACACUAUUGCAUUCCAAUCCAGGACCAAUGGAAUUCCAAUCCAUGACCAAAGGAAUUCCAAUCCAGGACUAGUAGGAAAGCAAUUUAAGUGGACAGCCACCGGGAGAAAAG